Molecule: messenger RNA, 2559 nt
Organism: Mycena citricolor
Lineage: Eukaryota; Fungi; Basidiomycota; Agaricomycetes; Agaricales; Mycenaceae
Source: the annotation of a GenBank genome assembly
AUGUCAGCCCGCAUCCAGAUGCGUCGCAAGGACUUUGAAAAAGAUGCCUGGAUCCUCUCCGCAAUCACACAACAAGCACUCGAAAAGGCGAAAAUAGAGGAGGAUCAAAAGCAACGCAUCUCGGAUCCGGCUGUUUGUCUGCUUCGACAGCAUGUCCAUUCCGCCGUUGGCCGCGUUCAAGGUUCUAAUGAAUCAUGCACCAUCCUCCGCAGCCAACUUUGGUCAACGACACUGUACACGGGCCCUUGGAAUUUGUGGAUCACUAUAAACCCGUCCGGCAUACAUGACCCAAUUGCACAAGUUUUUGCGGGAGAGCACAUUGAUCUCAACAAUUUCAUAUCAACAGCUGGCCCAGAUGUCAAUCAGCGAGGCCAAAACAUUGCCGCAGAUCCAUACACUGCCACCAAAUUUUUCCAUUUCACUAUCCGCACAAUCCUGGAGAUGUUAUUUGGCAUCAAGACGUUGGGCUUUCGCGUGCGGUCUGAGAUGGGCAUUUUCGGACAGUUAGCGGCAUAUUUUGGCAUGGUCGAAGGGCAAAACCGAGCAUCUCUCCACUUCCAUCUCAUAGCGGCUCUGCGCUGGGCACCAAAUGCAGACAAAAUGCAAGAACUCUUACAACGGGAAGAUUUCCGUGAAAAGAUCUGGGCUUACAUACGUGUGAACAUGUGUGCAUACCUCCCGGGUUUGGAUUUGGCUGAGGGGGUCAAAGAUAUUGCGGUGGAGAAAGAGAUUGCGUACAACCGGCCUCCCAACCCCGACGUCCCUGCAUAUUGGGAACAGGUGCAAGACUUUGAGCGGUGUUUGGCAAGAACAGAGCAGGUGCACACAUGCAACAUUUGGCGCUGCCUUGUGGUUACUAAGUCAGGGCACCUGCGUUGCAAGAGGAGAGCACCAUUCCCUUGCUCCACUGAUGACUACGUUUUCCCAAACGGAGAUUGGGGGCCCAAGCGGUUGUAUGAAUAUAUCAACGGUUGGAACCCGGCAUUAUUGGUCAAUGUGCGCUGCAACAACAAUUCCAAGUUUCUCACACAUGGUGAUGAUACCAAGAAGAUCACCCUGUACAUCCUUGGUUACGCGACAAAACCCCAGCUUCGAAACCACAACACAUCCGCAAUUCUUGCAAAAGGCUAUGCCUAUCAUACUGCGAUGGCAGCUCUUCCCGACGAACAGAUCAAAGAUCUUCGUGACAGGCAACGUCUAUUGCUCUUCUGGCUGGUACACGCAAUCAAUUGGGAACAGGAGUUGGGUGCUCCCAUGGUCAUCUCAUACUUGAUGGGAUGGGGUGACUGCUACAAGUUGCACAACUACGUCCCCAUAUAUUGGACUUCAUUUGCAGCCACCCUGCGCAAGGCAUUUCCCAGCCUGCACCAACAUAAAGGAUUGACAGACGCUUUUGCUGAGCCCACCCGAGAAUUGCAUAUCCAGUCCGCCAGUGCCCAAACAAAAGGACUCAAGCGGCCUGACGAGACCUGGGAAGAAGCCUUUCAGCAUUUUGCUCAGUUGGGGCCCGAACGCAACCGGGACAUCCUGACGAACAUUCAGUUCUAUCACUCUUGUCAGUCUGCGGUGCUCGCAAGCAAAGAUGAUGAAAUUGAUGAAGACAUACUGGGAUUGGCUUCUUCGAGCAUGACCAAGCCCAGCGGUGGUGACAAGGAGACAACAGUUGCUCCAGGGAUCACAGAAGAUGACAUAUCGGCUUUGCAGGCUUGCCGAUUUUCACAGCGGGAGGCAGAUCACGGUGACAUGGCCAUCGAAAUUGCACGGCUAGUCAGAUUGUUCAAUGACAAAGACGGACCCUGGGCUAUCAGAACUGCGGGUCACAGAGUGGCUCCAGCUUCUGGGGACGAUCUCAUCAACGUCAUACAAUGGAAGAAGCAGAUGGACUACUUAGCGCAGAUGCAAAACACCAUACUGGGGCCAUCGGACGAAGGCGAAGACACUGCGACAGUUGCCGUAGAAGGGUUGGACCAAACCGAAACUGUUGAAAUGAUCACGAGUGACAUGUUGCCAAACGGAGAAACGACGAAGUCCAGCCAAAUGUUUGACGUGGACAGCUGUGAUGAAGAGACAACGGGGGAGGAAGUGAUCAUGUUGCAACCAGACCAACAAAGGGCAUAUGACAUCAUCAUGUGGCAUUUGGGACGAGUGCUCGCAGGGCAUGACGUGCCGCCACUCAGGAUGUUGAUCCAUGUCGAAGGGGGUACUGGCAAGUCCAAGGUUAUCACGAAGGUGACGCGGUCAUUCCAGAAUCAUGGCGUCCAUCAGUGGCUUGUAAAGGCUGCAUACACAGAAGUUGCAGCUUCCCUCAUUGAUGGAAAGACGACACAUACUAUAGGCGCCAUGGGACUGAGGGGCGGAAAAAUCAGUGACGCGAACAAGGCCAAACUCCAAACAUUUUGGAGGGAACGCAAGUACCUCAUUAUUGAUGAAAUUUUGAUGAUUAGCAAGCAGUUUCUUGCGCAAUUGUCACACAACAUCGGCAUGAGGAAAGCAUCUGCAACUGACAAGUCAUUUGGGGUAUUUAUACCCAAAUCCGGUCUGAGUCAUAUCUACAACUAA